Molecule: messenger RNA, 1743 nt
Organism: Pisolithus orientalis
Lineage: Eukaryota; Fungi; Basidiomycota; Agaricomycetes; Boletales; Pisolithaceae
Exons: 9
Coding region: 415-1659 (414 amino acids)
Molecular function (GO): oxidoreductase activity
Source: RefSeq, a predicted model, not a curated record
CUCUUUAUCUCUCUCUUUUGAGUACUUCGGCGAGUCUACAACCGUUCAGGUCAGAUAGGUCCUGACGAAGGUCUUGUAAGCUCUUACUCAGCGCAUGCGUCAUCCGUUGCCCUUCGAGCCUGAUGCCAUCUGCGUUCGUUGCGCCUCAGCGACCCGUGUUACGCUUUUUGAUGUGUCAGCCUAAAUAAAAAGAUCACCUCAGCCGGCCACGCCCCCACCAGUGGCCAUGGUUCCCCCCUGACUGCGGUAAACCUUACUAAACGCCACUAAUAUAGUUUCCGCCGUUCGAGGAUGAAGAAGAAGCCGAGUGAUGACAUACGUCCUUUCCCUGGUGAUGAAAUGAAAUUGUGCUGAGUAGCCAAGCGACAACCCCGCCUCCCCCGUGACCUAUAGAGGUACGAUCAAAAACUUCGUAUGCAUCCAUCUAUAAAUACUGUACUUCGUCGUGUGUUACUAACUCGUCGUCAUCACUUUCCGAAAACAAAUUUCAGAAUGGUUUCCGACGACAACAAGAUCGUAAUCGACGAACGAUACCUAGACUCGCUCCAUAUUAAUCACAGAGCAUUGGCAUUGUACGCUCUUGGUGCGAGUGGCACAUCGAUUAGGAAGUUUUACGACCUAGACUGUAAGAAACAACGCCCCGCGAUAGAGACUCCCGAAGCUAUAACUUCAGCUAACUUUGUCGAUCAUCUGGGAGACGAAAAGUACUACAAAGGAUACGCUGCUUUCUUCAGCGAGGAGAUCGACGCCAAGGGCGCUCCCCAAGUCUUGGAGGAGUAUGUCUUCUCGGACAAGUUCCAAUACCAAGAGGGAGCAUCCAACCAUCCUGAGUUAUUAGCUCGUCUUACCUCUGGUGUCAUGCACUCGAUGAUCCAUGUCGGUUACGGACUGGAAUUUGGUUUGAAGGGUAUGAUCGUCGAAGGUUUGGCACUGUGUGCAGUCGAGGACCCAGAUGCGAAGGGUUUCUAUCCCCCUUCCUUCUUCUCUGGGGAGCAGGGUAACCUAGAGGAAACGACGCAGCUCUUCACUCACGCCUUCGACGUGAUUGCUCGCAUGUUGAAAGACGAUCGCCUCAAAGUGGACGGUGUGCCGAGCAGUGCGCAGGUGGUCAUUCGCUCACAUGUGGCCCGCAUCCGUCAGUAUGCAGCCCAGUGGACCAUCGACACCUCGAAGCCAGGGGAGAUCGAGAGGAAGAUGGAGGAGUUGAUUUGGACCGCUUCGGUAAUUUACGCUGUUGGUGGAUAUGAUGAGGGGAAAGGGUUUGCAGCAGAAUUCUUCUUGAUGCACGUUGUGACAUCGAGCUUGUUUCUGCCUUCCUACCUACAGACGAUUCUGACGUGGUGGUCUUUCAUGACAUCGACCCCUACCGAACCUGCCUCCGCCGACAAAAAACCAAUCUCCAACCCUUUCCUUCCGAUCAUUCAGUCUACCAUCGUCCACCCCGACGAUCACCUACCCAAGAUCCAACGUGCGUUCGCGCACUAUAGCACUCUGCUCGGAGCCAAACCGGCGGGCUAUCACAAGGAUACGGAGCUCGAAGAUGCUGAACUUCUGGAUGGAUCACUGUUCGUUCGCGCGGCUGUGCUGACGGAUCGAUACAUGGAUUCGAAGAAAGGGGAGACAAUCUUCUUUUGGCACAUGAGUGGUUUCUUUGAGUAAGUGAACGACUGACCCAAGUGUACUAUUACAACGAGCACGUUUUUGUAUGUAUGAGAUAUGUUCUGGACUGUUGUUCCCCACUCA